Momordica charantia (bitter melon) is the source of this 1763-nucleotide messenger RNA. RefSeq names its product Cytochrome P450 superfamily protein (gene CPD). Gene Ontology annotation, biological process: brassinosteroid biosynthetic process; brassinosteroid homeostasis; sterol metabolic process. Gene Ontology annotation, molecular function: monooxygenase activity; heme binding; iron ion binding. Lineage: Eukaryota; Viridiplantae; Streptophyta; Magnoliopsida; Cucurbitales; Cucurbitaceae. The record is from RefSeq and is a predicted model, not a curated record.
UACCACCCGUGUGCUUCAUUAACGUCACUCUCUCUCCUUGAAAACAACAAUUCCCUCUCUCUCUCUCUCCCCCCAUUUUCCCAUUUUUCCAAAUUUUUCUAAUUUUUCCUUUUUUAUUUAUAUCCCAAAUGAUCCAUUUCAAAACCAUAAUCUAAUUUUCUCUGAAACCCAUUUCCCCAAUUCCAAUCCCAAUCCCAAUCCCUCAUGGCCAUCUUCUUCCUCUUCCUCCUGGCCUCCGUUUUCCUCCUCCUCCUCCUCCGCCGGCCGGCCAGAUUCCGGCGCCUCCGCCUCCCGCCGGGGACUCUCGGCCUCCCCCUCGUCGGCGAGACCCUCCAGCUGAUCUCCGCCUACAAGUCGGAGAACCCGGAGCCGUUCAUCGACGACCGGGUGCGCCGGUUCGGCCCGGUCUUCACGACCCACCUCUUCGGCGAGCCGACGGUUUUCUCGGCCGAUCUGGACACGAACCGGUUCAUUCUCCAGAACGAGGAGAAGCUUUUCGAGUGCAGCUACCCCGGUUCGAUCUCCAAUCUGCUCGGCAAACAUUCUCUCCUCCUCAUGAAAGGAACCCUCCAUAAGAAAAUGCACUCCCUCACCAUGAGCUUCGCCAACUCAUCGAUCAUCCGCGAUCAUCUCCUGGUCGACGUGGACCGCUUGAUCCGGCUCAAUCUUGACUCCUGGACCGGCCGGAUCCUCCUCAUGGAGGAAGCCAAAAAGAUAACGUUUGAGUUAGCCGUGAAGCAACUGAUGAGUUUUGAUCGGUGCGAAUGGACUCAGAAUCUGAUGAAGGAAUAUCUUCUCGUUAUUGAAGGUUUUUUUACCGUCCCUCUGCCCCUCUUCUCCGCCACUUACCGUCGGGCCAUUCAGGCCCGGAGGAAGGUGGCGGAGGAAUUGGGGAUGGUGGUGCGGCGGCGGAGGAAAGAGAGCGACGCCGGAGAGAGAAAAAAGGACAUGCUCGGAGCUCUGCUCGCCGGAGAAGAAGCGCUCUCCGACGACCAAAUUGUGGAUUUUUUAUUGGCGCUUCUGGUGGCCGGAUAUGAAACGACGUCGACGACGAUGACGCUCGCCGUUAAGUUUCUGACGGAGACGCCGCGCGCUCUCGCCCAACUACAGGAAGAGCAUGAGCAAAUCAAAGCAAGGAAGAAGGAAUCAGACCAACAACACCUACAAUGGAAUGAUUACAAGUCCAUGCCUUUCACUCAAUGUGUUGUGAAUGAAACAUUAAGAGUUGCCAACAUAAUCAGUGGGGUUUUUAGGAGGGCAAUGACAGACAUUAACAUCAAAGGUUAUACAAUUCCAAAGGGAUGGAAGGUUUUUGCAUCAUUUCGUGCAGUACAUUUAGACCAUGACCAUUUCAAAGAUGCUCGUUCCUUUAACCCAUGGAGAUGGCAGCAGAAUGGCUCAGGAUCAACGGUCAAUGCAUUUACACCGUUUGGUGGGGGUCCAAGGUUAUGUCCUGGUUACGAGCUUGCCAGAGUAGAACUCUCUGUUUUCCUUCACCACAUUGUCACACAAUUCAGCUGGGUUCCGGCAGAAGAUGAUAAGUUGGUAUUUUUCCCUACAACAAGAACGCAGAAGCGCUAUCCUAUCGUCGUGAAGCGUAAGAACGAGAAUAGGCAGUGUAAAGACAGUCGGUCAUUGUGACACAUGAAGGGAGAAGUAUCGGGGUUCGAUAUGUAGAGGGGAGUUGUAAUCUUUCUCUUGAUCUUGUAUGAAUAAGAUUAUAUGCUAAAUUAAUGAGUUUUAGUACACAGAAUAUGCAGCUA